CGACCUUUGACCUGCAGUAGCGCCUACGUCAGAGGCUGGCGCAAACAGAAGUGCAGCGGUGGCGGCGGCUGGUUGCGGGCCGGCGGCGGGCUGGCGGAGAUGGAGGUAACUCAGGAUCUUGUUCAAGAUGGGGUGGCUUCACCAGCUACCCCUGGGACCGGGAAAUCUAAGCUGGAAACAUUGCCCAAAGAAGACCUCAUCAAGUUUGCCAAGAAACAGAUGAUGCUAAUACAGAAAGCUAAAUCAAGGUGUACAGAAUUGGAGAAAGAAAUUGAAGAACUCAAAUCAAAACCUGUUACUGAAGGAACUGGUGAUAUUAUUAAGGCAUUAACUGAACGUCUGGAUGCUCUUCUUCUGGAAAAAGCAGAAACUGAGCAACGGUGUCUUUCUCUGAAAAAGGAAAAUAUAAAAAUGAAGCAAGAGGUUGAGGAUUCUGUAACAAAGAUGGGAGAUGCACAUAAGGAGUUGGAACAAUCACAUAUAAACUAUGUGAAAGAAAUUGAAAAUUUGAAAAAUGAGUUGAUGGCAGUACGUUCCAAAUACAGUGAAGACAAAGCUAACUUACAAAAGCAACUGGAAGAAGCAAUGAAUACGCAAUUAGAACUUUCAGAACAACUUAAAUUUCAGAACAACUCUGAAGAUAAUGUUAAAAAACUACAAGAAGAGAUUGAGAAAAUUAGGCCAGGCUUUGAGGAGCAAAUUUUAUAUCUGCAAAAGCAAUUAGAUGCUACCACUGAUGAAAAGAAGGAAACAGUUACUCAACUCCAAAAUAUCAUUGAGGCUAAUUCUCAGCAUUACCAAAAAAAUAUUAAUAGUUUGCAGGAAGAGCUUUUACAGUUGAAAGCUAUACACCAAGAAGAGGUGAAAGAAUUGAUGUGCCAGAUUGAAGCAUCAGCUAAGGAACAUGAAGCAGAGAUAAAUAAGUUGAACGAGCUAAAAGAGAACUUAGUAAAACAAUGUGAGGCAAGUGAAAAGAACAUCCAGAAGAAGUAUGAAUGUGAGUUAGAAAAUUUAAGGAAAGCCACCUCAAAUGCAAACCAAGACAAUCAGAUAUGUUCUAUUCUCUUGCAAGAAAAUACAUUUGUAGAACAAGUAGUAAAUGAAAAAGUCAAACACUUAGAAGAUACCUUAAAAGAACUUGAAUCUCAACACAGUAUCUUAAAAGAUGAGGUAACUUAUAUGAAUAAUCUUAAGUUAAAACUUGAAAUGGAUGCUCAACAUAUAAAGGAUGAGUUUUUUCAUGAACGGGAAGACUUAGAGUUUAAAAUUAAUGAAUUAUUACUAGCUAAAGAAGAACAGGGCUGUGUAAUUGAAAAAUUAAAAUCUGAGCUAGCAGGUUUAAAUAAACAGUUUUGCUAUACUGUAGAACAGCAUAACAAAGAAGUACGGAGUCUUAAGGAACAACAUCAAAAAGAAAUAUCAGAACUAAAUGAGACAUUUUUGUCAGAUUCAGAAAAAGAAAAAUUAACAUUAAUGUUUGAAAUACAGGGUCUUAAGGAACAGUGUGAAAACCUACAGCAAGAAAAGCAAGAAGCAAUUUUAAAUUAUGAGAGUUUACGAGAGAUUAUGGAAAUUUUACAAACAGAACUGGGGGAAUCUGCUGGAAAAAUAAGUCAAGAGUUUGAAUCAAUGAAGCAACAGCAAGCAUCUGAUGUUCAUGAACUGCAGCAGAAGCUCAGAACUGCUUUUACUGAAAAAGAUGCCCUUCUCGAAACUGUGAAACGCCUCCAGGGAGAAAAUGAAAAGUUACUAUCUCAACAAGAAUUGGUACCAGAACUUGAAAAUACCAUAAAGAACCUUCAAGAAAAGAAUGGAGUAUACUUACUUAGUCUCAGUCAAAGAGAUACCAUGUUAAAAGAAUUAGAAGGAAAGAUAAAUUCUCUUACUGAGGAAAAAGAUGAUUUUAUAAAUAAACUGAAAAAUUCCCAUGAAGAAAUGGAUAAUUUCCGUAAGAAAUGUGAAAGGGAAGAAAGAUUGAUUCUUGAACUUGGGAAGAAAGUAGAGCAAACAACCCAGUACAACAGUGAACUAGAACAAAAGGUAAAUGAAUUAACAGGAGGACUAGAGGAGACUUUAAAAGAAAAGGAUCAAAAUGACCAAAAACUAGAAAAACUUAUGGUUCAAAUGAAAGUUCUCUCUGAAGACAAACAAGUAUUGUCAGCUGAAGUGAAGUCUCUUUAUGAGGAAAACAAUAAACUCAGUUCAGAAAAAAAACAGUUGAGUAGGGAUUUGGAGGGUUUUUUGUCUCAAAAAGAAGAUGUUAUCCUUAAAGAACAUAUUACUGAAUUAGAAAAGAAACUUCAGUUAAUGGUUGAAGAGCAAGAUAAUUUAAAUAAACUGCUUGAAAAUGAGCAAGUUCAGAAGUUAUUUGUUAAAACUCAGUUGUAUGGUUUUCUUAAAGAAAUGGGGUCAGAAGUUUCAGAAGACAGUGAAGAGAAAGAUGUUGUUAAUGUCCUACAGGCAGUCGGUGAAUCCUUGGCAAAAAUAAAUGAGGAAAAAUGCAACCUGGCUUUUCAGCGUGAUGAAAAAAUAUUAGAGUUAGAAAAAGAGAUUAAGUGCCUUCAAGAAGAGAGUGUAGUUCAGUGUGAAGAACUUAAGUCUUUAUUGAGAGACUAUGAGCAAGAGAAAGUUCUCUUAAGGAAAGAGUUAGAAGAAAUACAGUCAGAAAAAGAGGCCCUGCAGUCUGAUCUUCUAGAAAUGAAGAAUGCUAAUGAAAAAACAAGGCUUGAAAAUCAGAAUCUUUUAAUUCAAGUUGAAGAAGUAUCUCAAACAUGUAGCAAAAGUGAAAUCCAUAAUGAAAAAGAAAAAUGUUUUAUAAAGGAACAUGAAAACCUAAAGCCACUACAAGAACAAAAAGAAUCAGAAUUACGAGAUAGGAGAGCAGAGUUGAUACUAGUAAAGGAUUCCUUAGCGAAAUCACCUUCUGUAAAAAAUGAUCCUCUGUCUUCAGUAAAAGAGUUGGAAGAAAAAAUAGAAAAUCUGGAAAAAGAAUGCAAAGAAAAGGAGGAGAAAAUAAAUAAGAUAAAAUUAGUUGCCGUAAAGGCAAAGAAAGAACUAGAUUCCAGCAGAAAAGAGACCCAGACUGUGAAGGAAAAACUUGAAUCUCUUCGAUCAGAAAAGGACCAGUUAUCUGCUUCCAUGAGAGAUCUCAUUCAAGGAGCAGAAAGCUAUAAGAAUCUUUUAUUAGAAUAUGAAAAGCAGUCAGAGCAACUGGAUGUGGAAAAAGAACGUGCUAAUAAUUUUGAGCAUCGUAUUGAAGACCUUACAAGACAAUUAAGAAAUUCGACUUUGCAGUGUGAAACAAUAAAUUCUGAUAAUGAAGAUCUCCUGGCUCGUAUUGAGACACUACAGUCUAAUGCCAAAUUAUUAGAAGUACAGAUUUUAGAAGUCCAGAGAGCCAAAGCAAUGGUAGACAAAGAAUUAGAAGCUGAAAAACUUCAGAAAGAACAGAAGAUAAAGGAACAUGCCACUACUGUAAAUGAACUUGAAGAACUUCAGGUACAACUUCAAAAGGAAAAGAAACAGCUUCAGAAAACCAUGCAAGAAUUAGAGCUGGUUAAAAAGGAUGCCCAACAAACCACAUUGAUGAAUAUGGAAAUAGCUGAUUAUGAACGUUUGAUGAAAGAACUAAAUCAAAAGUUAACUAAUAAAAACAACAAGAUAGAAGAUUUGGAGCAAGAAAUAAAAAUUCAAAAACAGAAACAAGAAACCCUACAAGAAGAAAUAACUUCAUUACAGUCUUCAGUACAACAAUAUGAAGAAAAAAACACCAAAAUCAAGCAAUUGCUUGUGAAAACCAAAAAGGAACUGGCAGAUUCAAAGCAAGCAGAAACUGAUCACUUAAUACUUCAAGCAUCUUUAAAAGGUGAGCUGGAGGCAAGCCAGCAGCAAGUAGAAGUCUAUAAAAUACAGCUGGCUGAAAUAACAUCAGAGAGGCACAAAAUCCACGAGCACCUGAAAACCUCUGCGGAACAGCACCAGCGUACGCUAAGUGCAUACCAGCAGAGAGUGACAGCACUACAGGAAGAGAGCCGUGCUGCCAAGGCAGAACAAGCUACUAUAACCUCUGAAUUUGAGAGCUACAAAGUCCGAGUUCAUAAUGUUCUAAAACAGAAAAAUAAAUCUAUGUCUCAGACUGAAACUGAGGGCGCUAAACAAGAAAGGGAACAUCUGGAAAUGCUGAUUGACCAGCUAAAAAUCAAAUUACAAGAUAGCCAAAAUAACUUACAGAUUAAUGUAUCUGAACUUCAAACAUUGCAGUCUGAACAUGAUACACUGCUAGAAAGGCACAACAAGAUGCUGCAGGAAACUGUGUCCAAAGAGGCAGAACUCCGGGAAAAAUUGUGUUCAAUACAGUCAGAGAACAUGAUGAUGAAAUCUGAACAUACACAGACUGUGAGUCAGCUAACAUCCCAGAACGAGGUCCUUCGAAAUAGCUUCCGAGAUCAAGUGCGACAUUUGCAGGAAGAACACAGAAAGACAGUGGAGACAUUACAGCAGCAGCUCUCCAAGAUGGAAGCACAGCUCUUCCAGCUUAAGAAUGAACCGACCACAAGAAGCCCAGUUUCCUCUCAACAAUCUUUGAAGAACCUUCGAGAAAGGAGAAACACAGACCUCCCGCUUCUAGACAUGCACGCUGUAACCCGGGAAGAGGGAGAAGGCAUGGAGACAACUGAUACGGAGUCUGUGUCUUCCGCCAGCACAUACACACAGUCUUUAGAGCAGCUGCUUAACUCUCCCGAAACUAAACUUGAGCCUCCAUUAUGGCAUGCUGAAUUUACCAAAGAAGAAUUGGUUCAGAAGCUCAGUUCCACCACAAAAAGUGCAGAUCACUUAAACGGCCUGCUUCGGGAAACAGAAGCAACCAAUGCAGUCCUUAUGGAGCAAAUUAAGCUUCUCAAAAGUGAAAUAAGAAGAUUGGAAAGGAAUCAAGAGCGAGAGAAGUCUGCAGCUAACCUGGAAUACUUGAAGAACGUCUUGCUGCAGUUCAUUUUCUUGAAACCAGGUAGUGAAAGAGAGAGACUUCUUCCUGUUAUAAAUACGAUGUUGCAGCUCAGCCCUGAAGAAAAGGGAAAACUUGCUGCGGUUGCUCAAGCAGACUCUGUCUUCUCUGCUUGCACACUUUGUUGAAGCAAGCUACCAUCCCAGAGGCAAGGAACACAGGCCAUCAGUUUAGCGGCCUUGAGGAACUAAGUUCUUCCAACUACCACAUAAGUUUGGAAUUAGAUUCUUCUCCAGUCCAGCCUUCAAAUGAGACCCCAGCCAUGCCAACAUCUUGAUUGCAGCCCUGUGAGAGACCUUGAAAUAGAACCAUUUCUGAUCUCCUGACCCACAGAAACUGUGAAAUAAAUAUGUGUUAAGGUACUGUUUGUAAUUUGUUACGCAGCAGAUUGUAAAUAAUACGCAGAUAAAACCAGACAGAACAGAAAAAUAAAAUGGCUUUAACUCUAGAAAAUUUCCCCAUGUAAAAUUUUGAAAAUGCUACUCUGCCUAAGGUCAAACUGUCAUACAUAUAUACGUAUGAAAACACAGAAAGGUGUCUGGAAGGGUAAUACCAAAUUAAAUCUUUAUCCAAGAGGAAUGAAAACCAGUAUUCACACAAAAACCUAUGCACAAACCUUGUGAAUAUAUGAAAAACCAGUGAAUUAUGCACUUUAAAAAGGUGAAUUAUGUGGUAUAUGAAUUAUAUCUCCAAAACAUUUAAAAACCUGUACACAAUUAUUCAUAGAAACUUUCUUUAAAAUUGCUAAAAACGAGGAAGAUGUGAGUUAUCCUUCAACUGGCAAAUGAAUAAACUGGUACAGCCAUGCAAUUGAAUACUGCUCAGCAAUAAAAAAGAGUGCACUGCCAGUACAGCAACAUGGAUAAUUCUCAAAUGCCUUAUGCCAGUUGACAGAGGUCAGACUCAAAAUACUAUGUACAGUGUGAUUCUACUUAUAUGACACUCUGAAAAAAGCAGAACUAUAAGGACAGAAAACAGGUUAGUGGUUGCCAAGGAGUGGGAGAAGCAGCCAGGGAGAACUUUGAGGAGGUAAAAAUGUGCCAGGCCUUUGUCGGUGGUGGUACGUAACUGUGCAUUUGUCAAGACUCAGUGCUAUACACUGAAAAGGGCAGGUUUUACUAUAAGUAAGUUGUACCUCAAUAAGCAUGAUUUUUAAAUGAUUAAAACUUUGGUUUUUGUUUGUUUUGGUUCAGUUUUAAGGUUUACCAUAAAUCUAUUGGUUUUAGAUUCUAAGUUGUAUAUAAGCUUCUGUUUUAAAAGAAUUUUUUUUUAAAUCCUCAUCGUCAACAAUACUUAGUUGUGCUGGAAAUUUUAUUUUGGAAUUGUUUAAUGGAGAAAAAUAAUGUUCAAGAACAGACAUUGAUUCAUAACAUCAAAGUAUAUUGUGAGAAGACGGUAUUUCAGAAUAGAGGAAGAAUUUCUUAUGUGCUGGUAGGAUUGUUUGUAAAUAAUCAUUUCUGCAUGAUUUUCAUAGCUGGAUUUCUUUAAUAAAGCCAUUUAAAGGUUAAGUUCUAGAUUGCUUCAUGUUGCUUAUCAAUGUUUUAAAGCUAAAAUAUAAAAUUAGCUGUUAAGUUGGCUCAACCGGAAAUUCAGUAUAUCCUUUAAAAAGAGAAAUUUAGUAAGUAAUAUGUCUAAAGAAUGACAUAUGGAUGGGUACAGUGGCUCGUGACUGUAAUCCCAACAAUGUGAGGCUGAAGUGGGAGGAUCACUUGAGCCCAGGAAUUUGAGACCAGCCUGGAAAACAGUGAGACCCGCAUCUCUACAAAAAAACAAAAAAUUACCCAGGCAUGGUGGCACACAGCUUGUGGUCCCAGUUACUUGGGAGACUGAGGUGGGAGAAUCACUUGAGCCUGGGAGAUCAAGGCUGCAUUGAAGUCUCAUCACGCCACUGCACUCCAGCCUGGGUGACAGAGCAAGACCCUGUCUCAAAAAAAAAGAACGCCCCCCCCCCCAAAAAAAAGGCAUGUAAUCAGUAAAAAACACAUUAUUUGCUUAUAUUGUAGAGUGGUUCUAAAAUAUAGAUUUUUACAUUGAGAAAUUUUAAUACUCUCUUUUUUCUUUUUUUUUCUUUUUUUUUUU
Pan troglodytes (chimpanzee) is the source of this 7081-nucleotide messenger RNA. RefSeq names its product GRIP and coiled-coil domain containing 2 (gene GCC2). Lineage: Eukaryota; Metazoa; Chordata; Mammalia; Primates; Hominidae. The coding region runs from base 100 to 5130 and encodes 1676 amino acids. Gene Ontology annotation, cellular component: Golgi apparatus. The record is from RefSeq and is a predicted model, not a curated record. Gene Ontology annotation, biological process: late endosome to Golgi transport. The transcript has 23 exons.